Balearica regulorum gibbericeps (East African grey crowned-crane) is the source of this 249-nucleotide messenger RNA. NCBI's taxonomy places the organism in Eukaryota, Metazoa, Chordata, Aves, Gruiformes, Gruidae. The record is from RefSeq and is a predicted model, not a curated record.
AUGCGGUGCCCGCGGGUCCGGCCGGAGGGGCGGCCGGGGGUCCGGCCGGAGGGACGGCCGGCCGUUCUUCCCGCUGCUCCCCGGGUCCUCUGCGCGCCUGUGGAGCCGCGAACGCCCUUCGGCCUCCUCAGAGUAUUCAGCAUUGUGAUCCCUUUCCUGUAUGUCGGGACUCAGAUCAGUAAGAACUUCGCAGCCCUACUUGAAGAACAUGAUAUCUUUGUCCCGGAGGAUGAUGACGAUGAUGAUUAA